AUGGCUACUUCCUUUAUGCAGAGCUCCUCUUCUAACUAUGGUGGUGGUCUGGGGGUUGGGGGCGGUGGCUCCUCUCGUGUUUCUUCAGUCCGAAUGGGAGGAUCCUACAGAGCCCCAAGUAUCCAUGGAGGAUCUGGUGGCAGGGGUGUUUCUGUCUCCUCCGCUAGGUACGUCUCCUCUGGAGGUGGAUAUGGUGGUGGCUUGGGAAGUGGUGGCUUGGGCUUGGGUGGGGGCUAUGGAGGAAGUAGUGGCUUUUAUUCUGGCUUUGGAGGAGAUGCUGGUGGUUGCUUUGGAGGAGGUGCUGGUGGCGGCUUUGGAGGAGGUGCUGGUGGCGGCUUUGGAGGAGGUGCUGGUGGCGGCUUCGGUGGUGUUUAUGACUUUGGUGGUGGCUUGGGUGGUGGUGAUGGAGGCCUCCUAUCUGGAAACGAAAAGGUAACUAUGCAGAACCUGAACGAUCGUCUGGCGUCCUAUCUGGACAAGGUGCGAGCUCUGGAGCAAGCAAAUAGUGAUCUAGAGAUCAAAAUCCGAGACUGGUAUCAGAAGCAAGGUCCCACUAGUCCAGACCGUGACUACAGUCCUUAUUACAAGAUAAUUGAUGAGCUCCGAGACAAGAUUCUUGCGGCUACUAUUGACAAUUCCAGAGUCAUUUUGGAGAUUGACAAUGCUAGGCUGGCUGCAGAUGAUUUCAGACUGAAAUAUGAGAACGAGUUAUUCCUUCGCCAGAGUGUUGAGGCUGAUAUCAAUGGCCUGCGUAGAGUCUUGGAUGAGCUGACUCUGUCCAGAGCUGACCUGGAGAUGCAGAUUGAAAACCUGAAGGAAGAGUUGGCUUUCCUCAAGAAGAACCAUGAGGAAGAAAUGAAAGAAUACAGCAAUCAGAUGGGUGGAAAGGUCAGCGUAGAGAUGGAUGCUGCUCCUGGGGUUGAUCUCACCAGUAUCCUGUCUGAGAUGAGAGAGCAAUAUGAAAUACUGGCUGAUAAGAACCGUCGAGAUGCUGAGGCCUGGUUCUAUAAACAGACUGAGGAGCUGAACCGUGAAGUAGCCACCAGUACUGAACAGAUCCAUACCAGCAAGAGUGAGAUUACAGAACUGAGACGCACAUUGCAGGGCCUGGAGAUAGAACUCCAAUCCCAGCUCAGCAUGAAAGCUGGGUUGGAAGCCAACUUGGGAGAAACAGAAGGAAGAUACUGUGCACAGCUAGCACAACUUCAGGCCAUGAUCACCAGCAUUGAGGAGCAACUGGCGGAGCUUCGAUGUGACAUGGAACGGCAGAACCAAGAGUAUAGGAUGCUCCUGGACAUCAAAACCAGAUUAGAGCAGGAGAUUGCCACUUACCGCCGUCUGUUGGAAGGCCAGGACUCCCAGCUGUCGGGAUGGAGCCCUAAGGAUGCAUCCCUUAGCAGCAUCAGCAGCAUCAGCAGCAGUAAGGUUCGCAUCAGUGUGGAAGAUUCAGUAGAUGGAAAAGUAAUUUCGACCCACGAAAGGAAAUACUGA
Molecule: messenger RNA, 1491 nt
Organism: Emys orbicularis (European pond turtle)
Lineage: Eukaryota; Metazoa; Chordata; Testudines; Emydidae
Product: keratin, type I cytoskeletal 15-like
Exons: 8
Coding region: 1-1491 (496 amino acids)
Biological process (GO): epithelial cell differentiation; intermediate filament organization
Cellular component (GO): cytoskeleton
Molecular function (GO): structural molecule activity
Source: RefSeq, a predicted model, not a curated record